AGUAGUGCCAAACCAAUUAUUUGUACAUUAAUAUUGCGUUUGUAAUAUUAAUUUAUUUUACUUAAAUAGGAAAAACUAAAUGAAAAUCUCUCUCGUAAAAUAUUGUGGAAUAAUUGGGGAACAUUUAAAAGAUACUACAAAAUAAACUAAAUAUCUAUUUGGCGAACAGAAAGUGAUUACCACUUGCUCUUGCUGCUGAUAAUCGACAGUUAUUGUUCAAUAAAUUUCUUUAAAUAUUUUACAUGUUUUUUAUACAUAAUUUGUGUCUUUUGUUUUGCUCACAAUUUAUCAUAAGUUUCAUAAUUUCUUGUUUUUCUUCCACAACAGAUGUCGCAAUAACAAAAUCCGAUACCGAGCAGCGAAAAAACGAUGAUAAAGCACGAAGAAUGGACGAGCGAGCCAGGCACGAAAGCACGAAAGUCAGAAAAUAUUUGGUUCUCACUUUUGUAUUGAAUUUAGUGCUGAGUACUUGUUCGCAUGACGGUUACGCGUAAAUUUUUUCGAAAGUCUUUGAAAUUUGUGCCGAUAAAUGCUGUAAAAAAUUAAAAUAAAAUUCCAAUUGUACAGAAAGUGCAAGUAAAAAUAAAAUGUUUUCAAAAAUAAUUUGCACCGAAAAUUUGCAUGGCAAAUCGCUAUUAGAUAUCUAUUGUAAUCAAAUUGGUGAAUGAGUGAAUUUAUAUGAAUGCGAAUGGGAAGUGAAAUAGUGGAAAGAGAAGAAAAAUAUUAAUAAGAAGAAGCAUAUUGUAGCAACAAAUAUAAGGUGUGAGAUUACGAAGAGAAGAAAUUUAGAUUCAUUUGCGAAAGUGAAUGAAAUUAUAUUUGAGUUAAUUGAACAUGUCAAAAGUGUAAAAAUUAAUUAUAAAUUAGUGCAGCGUUAAAAUACCAAUGUCUAAUACAUAUAAUAGUUGAUAACAGAAGUUUUUGUAAUUAUGUCGAUGAAAAAAUUUACAUACGUAAGAAAAUACAACAUGCUAUCAGAAAAUGAAAAGCACAUAUUGAGGUCAUACGUAGCAAAGUGGUGUUGAAAUCAAAGCGGGCGCUAAAGGGGAAAGUAUUAUCGUGUGUUUGUGUGUAUGUACCUCUACAAUAGCAACAGUGUAUGUAUCGCUUGUUGACCAGCAAACGGAAAAAAAUAAAAAACAUAAACAGCUGCUGCGCUGGACUUUGGGGCAAAACACUUCCAAAAGCCCGUAGGGCGCACACCGCUUACUGUUGGAUCGUCCUUAUGCAAGCAUAAUUAAGUACGCAAAACUAUCACCUGUGCUGCAGUGGACAGAUAGUGUACCAAAAUAUUAAUUAUUCGUUUCGUACAGUUAUAUGAUAACCGGCAUACAUAAAUAAUAAUGAUUUCUCGUUAAAAAUACAUAGAAAUUAUGAAAGUGAAAUUUUAAUGCCUACAAAGUGUCAAAUAUUGAAAGUUAAAAUUUCUUAUCGGCAUUACCGCGUGUAGUGAAAUCACGAUGUAGCAGCUAAAACAGCAAUAAACACGGUCCUUAUUCUAAAACCUCAAUGGGUACAAGCAAAAUUUGUUUUGAAAGCCAUGAAUAAAUGAAAUUAAAUAAAUUACUAAGCGUUUGUGCUAUUGGUAUAACGGUGAUUUGUGUAUACAAUUAUAGCAGAAAAAUAGUGUAAAUGAAAACGCGAAAAAUAUUCAUUCCAAGAUACAGCAAUAGACAACAAAACAAUUGAAAUUGAGGUGCAUUGGUGCGCUUAUGAGUGAAUGCAGCUCUAAAGUCAAAAGCGUAAAAGUGUGAAAAUUCAAAUAGCAUAGCAGUAGCCGUUUUCCGCUAGUGUGUGAGCAAUAGCAGUAGCAGCCACCACAGCCGCAAAAUUUUUAAGGUGUGUGUGCUCCACUCACCUACUUUUGCGUGUGUUGCUGCUUUUGUCCAUAAUAGUAGUAGUCGUAGUUGUACCUCCCACAGUACCCAACAUUGAAUUGCUGCUAUCAACCCACUAGCUAACAGCAACUUUGUUGUCGCGUGUUUCGUGGCUCUCCGCUUUGCCAAUCGUCACAUUCAUGUGUUCGGCUCUCGCGUUACGUAUCGUUAAGUCUCACUACUAUCGGUAUAUCGUCUUCUUCUUCGGUAGCAAAGUAAACCAACAGAAAAAAAUAUUUAAUUAAAUCAAAUAAAGUGAAGCUAAAUAAAUCGUUUUGCAAGUCAACAUCGUUUUUCAUUGUUAAUAAUAAAUAAAUAAAUUGUCUGAGCAAUUAACACGGGCACUGAGUUGCUUGAAAUUAAUUAUAAGCGGUGCAAAUUCAUUGAAAUAUUCAAAUUAAAAAUUAAAAAAAAACUGCGAGAAAUAUUGUCGUCUUUUAAUGCUCUACAAUCCCAAAUUUUUUAUUGAUCGCCGUUGACUAAGAUGUAUAUGCGCGUAUUGUUGCGUGUUAGUGCAUUCAUUUUGUAAAAUCGUGUAAAUCUCCCUGCCCAUUGCUUGCGUUGUAGCUGCAUCAACACGCAGCAGCAGUUCAUUUGCAAUGCCAUUGUUGUCGGAAUAUGAAGCGUUUGACUGAAUCAAAAGUCUACAAUUAUUGCAUAAACAGACAACAUUGUGUGUAGUUCUCAUUGAAGUGUAAUUUGUGCAUUUAGAAUGGCUGCCGCUAGUGCUGGCCAACAAUUGCACCAGCAGCAGCAACAACAACAGCAACAGCUGAAUCAUUCACAUCAUCAGCAACAACAACAACAGCAAGAUAUAAAUGGAAUUGGAUUGCGCCAACCAAUUCAGCAAUCAAUGAAGCAACAACAACAGCAGCAGCAGCAACAGCACUCUUUGCAAUUGCAAGAACAAGCGGUGCUGCAGCUGCCACAGCAACAACAAAUGCAACAGCAACAGCAUAUACAAUUGCAAUUGCAACACUUAAAUAAUGGACAACAGCGAAUGCUGCAGCAUCAACAACAACAACUGCAAUUACAGCAGCAUGCACAUCAGCAGCAGCAACAGCAAUUGCGUGCUGCGAAAUUCACCACACGUGUCGUUUCCAAUUCGCCACUGUCCACGCAGCAACACGUGCAGGAACAACAACAACAACAAUUGCAGCAGCAACAAGAGCAACAACAGCAGCACCAACAACAUUUACAGCUGCAGCGGCAGCAGCUACAACAAAAUCAGCAACACACGCUGUCGAGUGGUUUUGUAAAUGGCUGUGGCACUAUAUUUGCUUCAAGUAAUAGUGCAACACACAGCCAACCAAUGAAUAUAUAUCAGCAAACACAACAAAAUAAAGUAGCAAUGCAGCAGCAACAGCAACCGCCAACACGAUUGCAACAACACCAAACACAACAGCACUCACUAAAAGUGAAUAAUAAUGUUGUGGCAGCGCCCCCUACAAUUGCCUCACGCCAAAAUAUUACCACAACCAAUACCCCUACCACCCAUAAUGUGAGUGUUGGUGCUGCAUCUGCUACCACUACGGCGACAACCACAAACUCCACCGUAGGACAGCCGAGUGUUGCCAGCGCUAACAAUGCUAAUUUGGCACCGGGUUGGCGUAGACAAGCUAAUAAUGAUGAAAUCAUCUAUAUAAGCCCAACCGGUGCAACGUUUCGUACACAGUACGAAAUAAAGGAUUAUUUAUUGUCACCGGGUACCUGCAAGUGUGGUCUACCAUGUCCAUUGCGGCCGGAGUAUUUCUUCGAUUUCAAUGCUCAGGUUCCUAAUAUGCCACUGAAAAUGCCAACGCACGACGAAAAUGGCUGUAUCACCACUAACUCCACAAACACGAAUGCCAUCACACCCGCCUCAACGACGAAUACAUUUUGUUCCACGCCAACAUCUGUUGCUACACGCUCUGCGUUAACGUCGUCCCUCUCGCCGUUUUCCUCCUCAUCCUCGUCCUCGCAGUCCUCACAGUCGUCGUCGUCGUCGUCGACGUCUGCAUCGUCAGCGUUGGGGUCGUUGUCAUCAUCCUUGGCAUGUUUGCAUCAGCGACGUUUUCUGGAAUCGCAGCAAUUACAUGCACAACCGAUGGAUGUGUCCUCAACGCAAACAAAAGACAUUAAAAGUGGCAAGUUGGCUAACAAUGGCAGCAUAGCGUCGGCUUCAAUGUCCACAGCUACUAAUAUUAGCGUAAGUGCAACAAUAGCAGUCAACACGAAUGUACAACAACAAGCUAGUCAAAACCCUAAUAAAAUGAUGCCGCCUGCACAGGUGCAUUAUCAGCAGCACCAACAACAACAGCAACAGCAAAAUGUGAUAAAGAAUGUGACAAACAAUGGAGACAUCAAAAUAAAACAGCAACAACAUUUGCCCAACUCACUUAAAACAGACAACAAAAUGUGGCCCAAAGAUGCUGAACGUGUGCCACCAUUGCCGCAAGCUGCUACUACAACAACAAAUGCGAUAACCACAAUUGCUGGCGAAGAAAACAAUGUGGCAACGCCCACUUGGACGACCGCCAGCGGCGGCAGUGGCAUGAGCCAUCAACAAAACACAACGCGCUACAUAAAGCGCUCACUCGCUUCGCCGGUGAAGAAACAGCAGCCGAAUUUUAAAGAUGAUCCCACAGGAUACCUGCAGCAACAGACAGCGCUGCUGCACAGCUCAAUGAUGAAUGUUGCUAUAGACGAAGACGACGACGAAGACGAGGAAGAGGAAGACGACGAGCUCGAAGCCGAUGCAUGUGCUCAGGAUGACACAGAAAUGGCGGAUAAUGGGGGUGAUGCCGAUGACACUGAUGGCUAUGAAAGCGUGUCUGAGGAAGAUAAGCAGAUUAAGCUGAGGCAUAUGGCAAGUGGCAACAACAACAUUGCUUGCGGUAAUGUCAAUACAACAAUGCAACAAAAUAUGCGGCAUAUGCCGCAGGAAACGACAGGCACUUCAAUUUGUGAUAAGAAACCACAAGGCACUUAUGCCAAGAAAGUUUAUGUGCAAAAUGGUGUGGCACACUAUCAGGCACAGAUACAAGAGCAGCAGCAGGAGACCAUGUUUUACCGACCACAACAGCAGCAAUCGCAACAACAGCAGCUGCAGCAACGUAAAAGUCAACAAAUUGGCACUCAUCCACAGCAAAUCAUUGUAACCGCUAAUCAAGUGCAUGUGCCACAGCAACAGCAGCAGGCUCAACUGCAACAGCAACAGCAAAACCAGCAACUAAAGCCAAUGAAUCUGGUUUCCAUCAACGGUCAGCUGAUAGUGCCAACCUCAAUGGCUGCUGAUGGUGGUGCAAAUUUCACGCUCACUUUGAAGCCUCAACAACACCCACAACAACAGAUGCAGUUACAACAGCAGCAGCAACAACCACAACAAAUACAACUCAUGCAACAACAAAACAUGGUAUAUAGGCAACAACAAACGCAACCACAGCAACAUUCGCAGAAGCUGAAUCUUGUGCCAACCGCGCAAGAAUCGCCGGUCUCCUCAAGCACCGCCUUUGCGCGCUCCAUACCCGAGUCACAGCGUCAUACGCCAAGACCAGAACAGGUCGGUGCAAUAUCAACAAGCAAUGAGAGCCCAUUGCCAUGUCCAUCUCCAGCUGAUUCUGUCGAGUCGGGCAGCUCACGCGCCUCUUCCUCCAAAAUGACUGCAUCGCCAUCGCCAAUGCAACAGCAGCAACAACACACGUCGCAAGCCAACUCCAAUCAGGUAGUACAGAUGCGUGUACAACAACAGCCGCCACAACAGCAACACACACAGCAGAUACGCAUUAUACGCCAGGCACCGCAACAACAGCAUCAGCAACAACAACCACAACGCAUAGCGCUUGCGCGCAAUACUCUCACAUCCAUAGCCGCUAGCCGCGCCAUUACAACAACAACCGCCACUACAACUACAGCCGCAGCAACAACACACACAAUAAGCGCUAGCCAGCAGCAUUUAGACACGCUUGCUCCGCCCCCACAACCGCAAAAGUUGCAAGCCACAGUACAGAAGCCCAACAACACAAUUCCACUACAGCUACCCACAAGUCAAAUCAUCAUGACCUCCACUGGACAGUUAAUUGUUAUGCCGACUAAUGGCAAACCCACUGCACAAUUGCAGCAGCAGCAAGCGCAAGGCCAGCAGCAACUGCUGAUCACCACAGCUGCCAAUAGCAACGGCACAGGCAGUGGUGCUGGGCAAACGACAACCGGCAACGUUAUCAUCCAACAUCAGCACCACCCACAGAACCAACUGGAAGUGCUGGGCGGUCACCAACAGCUGACCACCGCAAAUGGCAGCAUCAUACUACAAAAUGGACAGCAGCAUCAACAUCAAGGUGGCUACAUUGUAGGUCAAGCGUCCACAGCGGGUGCCACAACCACUACUACACAAUUGCAGCCUGCUACAGUUAUUUUAAAUUCAGCUGGUCAGAAUAUACUAACUACAAGCAAUGGGACUAAAGUGGCGUUGGCGACAACUGCCAAUACCGGCAAUAUUAUUCAUGCUGGCGGUCAGCAACUAAUUUCCGGCAAUCAACUGUUAACCACCACACAGAACGCCGCUACGGCUACAACAGGCCUGUUGCACGGGCAGCAAGCGGUCGUCUUGAAUACGCUACCUAACGGUGGCUAUGUUAUCCAACAGCAGCAGCAGCCUGCUGCUCAGCAGCAAUUCGCCACGCUGGAUGGUCAAGUGGUUAGUCAGAUUGUUCAACAAGCCGAUGGAACUACAGCCUACGUACAACAAACCCAGCAGAGCCCACAGACGCAGCAGCAAGCGCAGGCUCAACGCAUUAUUAUCACAUCGCCGGAUGUGAAGAGACGUGCGAAGAAACGUAAGAGUUCCACUGGCAGUGUCUCACCUACCAGCACGCCCAUCACGAGCCUUUCGCCACAAAUUUCACCAACUAUACCAAACCAAACGGCGAUUAUACAGCAACAAGCCGCUGCCGCUGCAGCCGUUGCCGUACAGCAGUCGCAACCACCACCUCCGCCACAACCGCAAGUUGUACAAAUCGCUUCCGCUGCGCCACAGUAUCAGCAACAAUUUCAACUUAACCCUGGUAUACAGGGCAUUGUAGUCAAUAAGUCAGCUACCGCUACAUCGACACAACCACAACAAAUUAUCUUACAGAAUGGUCAAAUCAUACAACCAAUGAAUCUCAUUGGGCAGCAAUUAAUUGUGCCCACCGGUCUGGUGAUGGCACCCGACACCACAUUGCUGCAAAUACAGAAUGUGGGCGCUUGCGGGCCGAGCAUACUCACCACCACACCGCAAGGCACAACAAUGAUGUUGCGCACACCCUCACCCCAAAAUAAACAAUUCAUUUCGCCCACGGCCACCGGACAACAAUUCAUUGUAGGCAGCAAUGGGCAAUUGAGUCCGAUCGGACAAAUUUAUUCAACACCAAUGGGUUUGGUUAUGCCAACGGCACAACAACAGGCCGGUACAGCCACGUACAUGCAGCAGAAUGCGACCAUACAAGUGCAGCAACAUCCACAAGCACAACAGCAUCAGCAACAACAGUCACAGCCGCAGGUGCAAGUGCAGCAGCACGUGUCAGCACAACAGCAGCAACAACACCAUCAUCACGUAGCUAUUCAACCGGCCACCGCUGCAAUGCACCAACAGCAACAACAUCACUCAAAUCAGCAACAACAUAUAACCAUGCUGAGCUCUGAGCACAUCGUUAUGGAAUCAGCCACGUCGUCUUCGUCAGCAACCACGUCAUCGUUGACUUCGUCAAGUCGCAGUGGUCAGCGUUCGGUGGUAGCUAGUCCACCGGACACCACCACCCAUAGCCCUCGCAGCCCAGAGCGCCCACCCAGUCAUCGCAGUGGUGGCAGUGAUAUGGUACAAUGUGUAUCCAGCUCAGAACCGGAUGGUUCCGCCUCGCCACAGAGUGCUGACAGUCGGCAGUCUCCAUCGACUACGGACGCUGAGAAAGGACUUGUUAUGUCAAGCGCAUAUCAAACCACAAGCAUAUACAAGCCGUCAGAAGCGAAGAUACGACGCGUACAAACACCGCCGCAGAAUGUGGGCGCAAGUGGCGGUAUUAUUAAUGCCGGCGGUGGAACCGCAGCCGGUGGCAUUGGCUUUACCAUCACCUCAGCCCCGACAUCUACAGCUUUGGCCACUACACUUCAGCUACAGCAACAACAACGUCAACAGCAACAUCAGCAGAUGCAACAACAUCAUUCUCUUCACCAGGAUUUUGUAAUUAAGCCCGAUUCGCACGAGUCGCCAAGAAAUUCGCCAACAACUACAACCAAAACAAUAACCACACCACCACCAACACUAGCCACACUUACAACCAACAACCCAAGAAACCGUAAAUCGCAACAAAAAUCGCCAAACAAACUGUUACGGGCUCGUGCCACCCGCGCCACUCGCAACACCGCCACCAAUAUCACAGAAUUGACUGCUGACACCACCGUAGUGCCAGCAACAACACGCGUCACAGCAACGGCAGUGGCAACAACAACCACAGCGACACAAACAUUUGCAAUUGGUGAAUUGAUUUGGGGUCCAUCGCGCGGUUAUCCCGCCUGGCCAGGUAAAGUGGUGAAUGUGGAAACCGAUGAGCAAUCACAAACCGCUAAUGGUGAGCUAGCAGUUUGGGUGCAGUGGUUCAGUGGUGGUGGUCGUAUCAUAACCGAACUAAUAGCGAUAACUUCGUUACACAGUCUCUCUGAUGGUCUGGAGGCGCAUCAUAAAGCGCAAAAGGAUACCAGAAAGAGCCGAAAAUUGAAUUCACAACUCGAGCGUGCCAUUCAAGAGGCAAUGACUGAAUUGGAUCGUAUUUCAGCUACUUCGACAACAACAACAUUUGUGAACGCAACAGUCACCAGUAAGCAAUUGCAGCAGGCAACAGCCUCAUCGACCACAAGCACAACGCUCAACAAUAAUUCGAACAGUCCAAAUCGCAAUAAGCGCCACAGCAACACCAUGCAGCGUCUACACAACAACAACUGUAACAAUACUACUGGCAGCACUGCCGCCACCGCCUGCGGUGGUUAUGCAACUGUGCCAACAUCUGGUGGACCCACACACGCUAUAUCCACCACCACCAGCACGCAGAACAGCUUCAGCGCACCACCAACAACAGCUACAGCGCCACGCAGCAAACCAAUACGCAUAGCCCCGGCACCGGCACCAGCCAGCGGUUCACCAAACAAGACCACAACCGGUACUACAGUGGCGCUCAACCACGCACAGACGCAGUCGGCACAACAAGCCACCACACAACAGCUUUCGGCGCUGGGCAAAUGACACGGGGAGUCGUGCGCACAAGUCUCGUGGUCCAUGCAAACCUACACGCUUGUCAUACACAACAAAUAGCUGAUGGGCGCCGUUAAAGAUGCGGAGCAAUGAGUGAUAAAUGGUGGAGAGACACGUUGAGUUAAGCAAGAUGCCCAGCGACGUCAGUUAAGGAGCUGCCUCCGAAAGCGUUUGCAUAGCGUGUGGACGAAGGUGCGGCGAGAGCGGCAGCUGACUAGCGAUGUAUGAUGAGGUAGUAACGGAAUUGAGCAACGCAUGUCAUAUGUAGCGUUUACGCAUAAAUGUGUAUACAAAUAAUCAUAAAUAACAUGAAAUAAAAUAUGAUAAACAUAUUUACAUACAUAUAUAUAUGUAUUUUAUAAAAAUUCAAUAUGUAUGGUAUUUGAGUAUAUGUAUGUGUUAAUGCGUAUAAAAUUAUUUAUGUAUGGUAAUGCAUUUAUAUAUCCAUACAUAUAUAUUUAUAUAUAUGGUAUAUGCAGAAUUAUUCAAACAGUUUUAUAUGCAUACAUCCAAACGUAAAUAAAUAAACAAGUGAAAUGUUUAAAGUUCUGAAUUUGAAUUUUUCCAUUGUAACAACAGCUUCGAAAUACUUCAAUAUAUUGAAAUAUCAUAUUAUAAUACUUUUAUGAUAAGAGAUAAUAUGAAUAUUAUGAAAAUACGCUUUUGUGAAUUUGUAAAGAUUUAGUUGUUGCAACAAAUUUCGUUAAAAUUUCUUAUAGUUGUAUAUAGUUUAGGAGCAACCGUAAAUAAGUAUGUUUCUUUGAGAACAUAAAAAACACAAAUAUUUAAGCAUAUUUAAACAAUAAAAUCAAUUUGUAAUAGUAUUUUAUGAAUUUUAAUUGUACAAAUUGAAAGCAGAGGUAUGUGAAGUACUUUGUUCGUUAGUUAUUGACUUUACUGUGUAAGCAUGUAAAAUGUAAGAUUAAAGGUAAAAAUUACUUGUAAUAUAUUAUUAAAAACAGAAACCUUUUUCCCUGACGUUUUCUAUUUAGGCGUUAAAAACGUGCUAAUGCUUGAAGCAUAUUGGAAAAAAACAAAAAUAAAAUCUGGCAACACUUUUUUUUUGCUUUCUAUAAAUAUUAAAAAAGGAAAGAAAAUAAUUUUUCAAUAAUGCUACAAUAGAAUUUCAGUUAAUGCUAAUGACAAUAAACAAAUGAGGAAAUAAAUUAUUAUUUUAAUAUAAAUAAGCACCAUACAUAUGUAGCUACAGAAAUAUAUAUUUAUUUAUGUAUGAAAACCGUUUUGUUACAGGAAAUUAGUCAUACAUUUUAAAUAAAUAAUUAUGAUACACACAGAAAUACGUAAAAAAGCUAUGAAAAAGUGAGUAACAACUAUGCUGAAUUGUUUAGAUAAGUCUUGUUUAAAAAAGUUAACAUUUUAUUUUAUGCAGAUCUUGUUUGUUUCUAAAUACAUUGUUUUUGUUGCAAUUUUUUUUAUUUAGUUUUACAAAAAAUAAGAUAAAAUAUUUAGCACUAAGCCAUUGAAGAAGCUUAGACCAGUAAAAACAUAGUUGUAGAUAAAAAAACUUAAGGUAUGCAGUAACAAUAAAUAAUUUAAACAAAAAAGAAUAAUAAAAUUAUAAAAAUUGAAGCGAAAAAUACAAAUUUAAAAAUAAAUGUAUUUAAGACGCUAAUAAUCAAAAUCAAAGAUUAAUCAAAAUCUAUAGUACACAAUUAACAAAUAUUUGGGGUUUUAUACGCCUAUUUACAAACAUUCGUGAGAUAUAAAUGCUAAGAUAUAAUUUUUAAAGUAAAAAUAAAAAUUUUAAUUAAAAUCGUUAGAAAAAUACUGGUAUAAAGAAUAACUUAAGCAAAGUAUAAAUUUUUUUUUUACAUUUAUGUGCACAACUUUAAUUAAAUUUUUUAAACAAAAAAUAUGCUUGUUUAUUGAAAAAGCUAUUCAAAUGUUUUACCAUUUUUUCGUAAACAUCAUGUAAUAUAAUUAUUCUCGAAUCGCAAAUGUUUUGUGCAUACUUUUAUUUGUUUUUAUUAUUUAUUUAUUUUAUUUAUUAAUAAUAUCAAUAUUUGAUCUAAUUUUCUUUAAAAUGCAUAUAUCUCCAAAAAUAGAACGCAAAUAAAUAAAUCGACUAUGUAAUUUACAAAAAGUCAACAAUUAUUCCACUGUAUACAUUUGUGUAUUAAUUUUUGUUGUUUUUAGAAAGAAUCUACUAAAAAUUUAAUUUUCCGAAAAUUCAAUUAUGCAUAUAUAUUGUAUUUAUAAAAACAAUCAAAUAUUAAGUAUAUAUGUACAUUACUAGUUUAUAAUAAAUUUGUUGUUAUUUUUUUAGUUUAGCUUUUUAGAUGUUCAUCUAUACGAAAAAAUAACUACAGUAAACUCAGUAACAAUUAUGGCAAAAAAAUUUAAUGUGUCAUUACUAAAUCAAAGCAGGCAAAAACAAAUAAAACAAAAUAGUUACAAUAAAGCAAUUGAGACACAAAAAAAACAUACAUAAUUAACUUGUAUUAGUGUGUAUGCAAGCAAAACAGAACAAAGAAACAGAAUAAUGUAUAGAUUAUCAAAGAACAUUAAAUAAAUUAUUAAUCUCAAAAUAAAUGCAAUUAACCAAAAAAAUAUAUGUUUUUCCUAAAGUAAGUGACGCUUGAACAAUUCAAAUUGGCAGAACGACUUCAAACAAGAGAAUAUAAAUGGACAUAUGGCAUGAUAAAAUGCGAAAGAUUAUGCAAAAAAAAAAUAUAUAUGUAUAUUACUUUUUUAAUAAUUUUAUAAUUUCAAUUGUUACAAAAUUAAUAAUUAAUGUAUGUGCAUACUUAUGUACAUCAAUAUGGAGUUCAUUUGCAUACUCUGGUAUGUACACAUUGAGGAAUAAAAUUUUUCAUAUUAUCAAUAAAUACAUGUGCGCGCACUGUUCUAUAUGUACAUACAUACAUACAGUAGGGAGCACAAAUGAGUACAUGCUUUAGAUUCGUAUAUUUAAUCCUACAUAAUGGUAGAAGCAGAGAAAGUUAAUAAAUAGAGAAGGCGCAAAUGUUAGCUGUGCUAAAAUGUUAACUAUUAAAAGGAUACAUCGAAAAUGCGCAAAUUCAAAAGUUCAAUUACACCACGUCAAAAAAGUACCUAAACCUCAUGAUAAUCGAAUUCAACAAACUACACCACUCUAAGCAGGAACCAAGUAAAUGUUCACCACCUUAUAAAGCAACGGCUAAUAUUAUAUGUGUAUGCGCAGAUGUUCUUUGGCAUGUGUGUUAAGGAAAAAAGUUCAUUCAUAUGAAAUCUUUAACUACUAUAUAUUCUAAGCAUACUGCAUAUAGUACUUUUAUAUGUGGCUAAAUGAGCCUACGUCGUCCCGAAAACAUACACGCCAACACUCCUAACACAAUCUACACAUCAACUAACACAAUCUACAUCACACAUCAGCAACAUUCACCACAUCACCUCUCGCAACAUUCACCAUACACCUCACACAACGACACUACCACCCAGGCGAUCACCCCACCAACCAUCAACAAAACCAAAACACGGGUAGCGGCUGGCCUCUUUUGCGUAUCAAAAUUCGAAGUGGACAUCUCGUCACCGUGCUGAUUCCCGUAGAAGUAUCGAACCUGAACCGGACAAUCAAUCCAUUUUUCCAUUUUUUCUUUUUUUAAUGCGCUGCGUCGCAAGUGACAUUGUAUCAAGUGGGUGUUAGAUAUAUUAAAAUUCAGUUUACUCGAUUACUGCGAAAAAUA
Bactrocera oleae (olive fruit fly) is the source of this 12824-nucleotide messenger RNA. RefSeq names its product six-banded (gene sba). Gene Ontology annotation, cellular component: nucleus; chromocenter. Gene Ontology annotation, molecular function: chromatin binding; DNA binding. NCBI's taxonomy places the organism in Eukaryota, Metazoa, Arthropoda, Insecta, Diptera, Tephritidae. The record is from RefSeq and is a predicted model, not a curated record.